UGCCAGGUCUUCUGGGGAUAACUUUCCUGGCUCUCUCGUGGAUGGUUCAUGCAGAGACAACAGGCCUUUGGUGCUACGAUUCCCAGGAUCCUAAAUGUGGCCCUUCCCACUGGAAGGAGAUCACGUCGGGGUGCGGGGGACAGAACCAGUCGCCCAUUAACAUCGAUCGAAGAAAAACACAACGGGACAGGAGCCUGGGUGAAAUUCUGUUUGAAGGUUAUGACCAGGCCCCUCCAGGCAGAUGGAGGUUAAUGAACAGUGGGAAUGAAGUCAAAAUGACCCUGGAUGGACCAUCUGCUGCAGAACAAAUCAACAUCACCAGAGGAGGUUUGAGGGACAUCUACCGGGCCUUUCAGUUCCACUUCCAUUGGGGUGACCUCAAGAGGAAUGGCUCAGAGCACUAUAUGGAUGGGAUACAGUUCCCUAUGGAACUGCACAUUGUACACAUGAACACCAAAUACAAAACCGUCAGUGAAGCUAAGGAACAUCCAAAUGGGCUCGCUGUCCUGAGUUUCCUGUUCAAGAUCUCAGACACUGAUAACACCAAUUACAACACUGUCGUUGCCAGCCUGAGAAACAUCUCUCGUGCAGGAGAAUACGUUGACAUGGCAUCCACCUUUUCCCUGAGCAAUCUUCUCCCCAGCUUAGCCUCACUGUCCAAAUAUUACCGCUACAAAGGAUCUCUCACCACGCCAAACUGUGAAGAAGUGGUCAUCUGGACAGUGUUUGAAGAGCAGAUACCGAUCAGCAGAUCUCAGCUGAACACAUUUGUGGACACCACGUACUUCAGAAGUUUGGCUGGGAUGCCGCAGAAAAUGAUCAACAACUUCCGUCCUUUACAGCUUCUCAACGGUCGCACGGUCUAUGCUUCCCGUUAUGCCAGCAUGAGUUGCAGCUCUUCUCUUGCUGCGAAUUUAUUCCUUCCUCUGCUCCUGUCUUGUUUGACGGGCCGAUUCUCUGGUUCCUCCUAG
Molecule: messenger RNA, 971 nt
Organism: Python bivittatus (Burmese python)
Lineage: Eukaryota; Metazoa; Chordata; Lepidosauria; Squamata; Pythonidae
Product: carbonic anhydrase 15-like
Cellular component (GO): plasma membrane
Molecular function (GO): carbonate dehydratase activity; zinc ion binding
Source: RefSeq, a predicted model, not a curated record